Cricetulus griseus (Chinese hamster) is the source of this 1311-nucleotide messenger RNA. The record is from RefSeq and is a predicted model, not a curated record. Lineage: Eukaryota; Metazoa; Chordata; Mammalia; Rodentia; Cricetidae.
GACAUGCCACCAUCACCAACUACUUGCUCAAUUAUUUCCCUGGCCUGGACCUAGAAAGGCGGAACAUAUUUGGCUUCACUGCCCUCAUGAAAGCUGCCAUGCAGGGCAGAACAGAAUGUGUGCGAGCCCUGAUGCUGGCAGGGGCAGAUGUUCAAGCGAGGGAUCCCCGUCGUGGGAUGACACCACAGGAGUGGGCUGCAUUCACUGGCCGAGUGGAGGCUGUUCGUGUCAUGCAGAGGCUGAUGGAACGACCCUGCCCAGAGCAGUUUGGGGACAAGUACAAGCUGGAAUUGCCGCUUCCGGCUGAGACGCUCUUGAAAACUGCUGGCUCCAAAAACUGCUUUCAGAGAUUCACCGAGUUCCUGCGGACCACUCUGACCUCCCGCUCAGGCCAGAGCCUGCAGGAUGGAGGUGUCCUUGAUCACAUGGUUAGCAUGACCACAAGCCUGUAUAGCCCCGCUGUUGCUGUUGUCUGCCAGACUGUGUGCCCAGAGAACCCUCCCUGUGUGGGGAAGCGACGCCUAGCAGUGCAGGAAAUCCUAGCAGCUAGGAGGAACCAGAACACCAAUGCUCAGGAUAGCAACAAGGUAGAGGGCUUUGAGCCACAAUUACAGACUUUGGAGACCCCCAGAGCCAGCCCCUGGUCGUCCCAGUCCUCUGGGGCACCAGGAUCCACCCCUGCCCCUGUCUCUCGGAAGGCCAGCCUCCUACCCUUGCAGUUGCUGCGGAGGAGCAGCGUGCGGCCAGGCGUGGUGGUCCCCAGAGUGCGCAUCAGUAAGGCCCCUGCCCCCACCUUCCAGCCUGAGCGCGCAGCGUCCAAGGGCAACACCAAGGACAGCAUAUACCUGCAGAUCCCCAAGUGGCGGUACAAGGAGGCCAAGGAGGAGAAGAGGAAGGCGGAGGAGGCAGAGAAGAAACGUCAGGCAGAGGUUCAGAAGGAAAAACGGGCGCCACGCUGGAGAAAAAGGACGUGAAGGGGCCAUGAUGCCCACCACGUGUGUGCCUGGUGUCGGGAGGCAGCGCCGGGAUACAGUUAAGAGGCUACGGGUGGUGUAGACAGCACCACAGAGAGGGGUGACUCUUUCUGCCAUGGGGUGCAUGUUGCAUCACACAGCCUCUGGGUCUCCUUUCCUCCACAUUGCUCCCGAGGAAGAAUUGAAAAGAGUACGGAUGGUUUUGCUUAAAACUAGUUCCCUGAGCAAUCUAUACACCCAAAGGCAGUUUACCUAGAGGUCACCCCUUAAAUGACCCCAAUUAAAGAUUAAAAAACCUAAUUUAUCAAAGGGCAUUUUCUCAUACUUUUGUAUUUUG